AUGAAUUUACUUGUGAUUUUUAGUGUGUUCCAUGUGGUGACGGCUGUUUCCUCUGCUCAACUCUUUGUGCAUGUGAGGUGUUGCAUGCAGUCUGUGGCCUUAUGUCUUGCAGAUCAUGAUGUCUCAUUUCUGCCUGCCACAGCAAGUAGAAAUGCAACGCCGUCACCGUUUUCUUCUCUUUAUUGCAACCAAGGUCGGAGAGAAACAGAAUUAAACAGGAUUAAAUAG
Messenger RNA from Colletotrichum costaricense, 228 nucleotides. RefSeq lists its product as uncharacterized. The record is from RefSeq and is a predicted model, not a curated record. The transcript has a single exon. The coding region runs from base 1 to 228 and encodes 75 amino acids. NCBI's taxonomy places the organism in Eukaryota, Fungi, Ascomycota, Sordariomycetes, Glomerellales, Glomerellaceae.